UGCUGUCCGGCGGCAAGCCUUCAUUCUUUCGCAACGGUCAGCUCAGUUCCCGUUCUUAACCCGGCGCGUACGGAUCGCGGUUAAGCGAUGGCAAUGAAGCUAGUCCCGUGCGUAGUGCUUUUCCUCGCGUGGGGAAUUCCCCGCGAUUGUGCUGGUCAAAGGUAUGCAAUUAUCGCUAGCCGUACCGUGCGGCCGCACGCUAUUUAUGACAUGAUCGUAACCAACAUAUCGCCUACCAAGAAAGAGUUUGAGUGUGAAAUUGUGGACUCGAACGAUGUGAUUGUCGGCUGGUACCCCAUGGCAGUACCACCGUACGGUCUAAAGAAGGCACUGAUGCGUGUGGAAGGCCUGGAAGGAAAAGGAUACAAGCUACAAGUUUGGGACAAACAUAAGCGAACACUACUAAACUCCACGGCGCUGGAGUGCAUCCGCAAAAGCUAUUUGGUGCUGUUUCAAACUGAUAAGCCGGCGUACAAACCGGGCGAUCGGGUUCAGUUUCGUGUGAUUAUUCUGUACCCAAAUGCGGCACCGGUAAUACGCAUUCAGCCCGACUUUUUCAUUACCGAUCCGGACAGGUUGCGCAUGAAGCAGUGGCUCAAUGCCACACUGACGAGCGGAGUGUUCGAAGGUAGUUUUCAGCUGGCGGAACAAACAACGGUCGGCCUGUGGACGAUCAGUACCUCCCUGUUCGAUCAGCAAUAUAAGGAUUCUUUCCUGGUGGAGGAGUACACGCUUCCGUUGUUCAAAAUCGAGACACAAAGCGUACCGAAGCGCUUGCUUCACUGCAAGGACCCGAAGAUGUCUCUGAAGCUGAGAGCGUCCUAUGUGCAAGGUGGUGCCGUACGGGGCAAUGCCACAGUGAUCGUUCGGACGCACUUCAACAACUAUCCAUCGCAAACGAAGGAAGUAGCACGGAAGAACCUGCCGAUUAAUGGGGUAGCCCUUGUGAACUUCCCGACGGACCUCGUUGCGAAGAACUGUGACGAAGAGCGUACCGUUUGGUUCGAUGUGAAGGUCAGCGAGAGUUCUACCGGCGUUAGCUACAACGCCACCUCCACCAUGACGGUCCACAAUUCUGAAGGUGUAACGAUGGAGGUACUGGACGGGAAGGAUGCUUUCUAUCCGGGUCAGCCGAUGCGCGUUAAAGUGAAGGUAGCAACCAUUCUCGACGAGAGGCCACUCGUCCGUCGGAAUGUGAGAAUCUUGUACAGAGUGGUGGACGAGGAUCAUGACGAAAGGGAUGAAGCGAUGCCGAAUGUAUUGGUACUGCAGACGAAUGGUAAUGGGAUUGUUCAUUUCACUGUCAAUACCACCAUAAAGACGGUGGAAGUGAAUGUGGAGGGUAUGUACAACAAUCAAACAAUCCCCCUAGUCUUUGCCUACCCGAUGUAUGAAGACAAGAGUUUCGACUAUCUCGAGAUGCACUCGCGUAAUGCUUACCACACGCUCGAUCGCAACAUCACCAUCGAUCUGUACUCGAACGUGAUGCUUCAAAGAAUCUAUUAUGUUGGGUACUGCAUGAGCAGGAUAGCUGUGCAUGGAGUUCACGAGGCGAAGAAUCCGGUCAAACACCACCGGUUGGAAAUCGAGCCAAUACGACUGAUGAACCCACGGAUGAAACUGCUGGCGUAUGCCAUGAAGGACGAUGGAAAAAUAUUAAGCUCAGCAAUUAUUAUACGGUUUAAGCCCACCAGCAGUACUGCGCUCAAUAUUACGGCCACCCUGAAGGAACCAAACUCUGGCAAGUACGAGUUUAACGUUACGACUGAGGAGGAAGCCUUCGUUGGUUUGCUAGGUGUUGAUGAGCGCAUUCUGCAGCGAUCGACGAUAGACAAUAACAUUUCCCAGCGAAAGCUUGAUAAAGAGAUGCAAGACUUCGAGGACCCAUCGGGCGUGUGGUCUCCGUAUGACAGUUUUGGUAGUGUUGGAAUGACGAUCCUUACCGAUGGAUAUCUUCCUGAUGUUGGAUUCGUUCCACACCUGAGUGAGUUGGCACGAGCUGGGACAGCUCCCGAGCAGGAUUACAGCACACGGGAGGACUUCCCCGAAUCAUGGAUCUGGGAAUCGGCCCAAGCACCCAAUGGCAAAGCCUUGUUCGAGAAAUCGCUCCCGGACACCAUCACCACCUGGAUAGUGACCGGAUUCUCCGUCAGCCAGCGCAAUGGCUUACAAAUACUGAAGGAACCGUUAAAAAUAAACUCCAAGAAGUGGAUCUUCGCACAGCUCCAUAUGCCACCGUCCAUUAAACGGUUCGAGGAAGUUACGGUCCACUGUCUCGUGCAUAAUUAUGGUGCGGCUGCUAAUGUGACGGUGGAGGUGCGUCCGAAGCUUAAAGCCGUCACUCCACUUUUCCUUGCCCAAGGAGCAACGGAAACCGUUCGAAUUAAGCUUAAAUCGGCAAGUGUCGGUGAGCUGGCGGUGGAAGUAAUUCUGAGAGGACCCACCGGGAAAGUGAUCGACGCAUUGCACCAAACGAUUCCAGUUCGACCGGAGGGCUUAAUAAAAACGGUGGAAGAUGUGCGUGUCCUGAGCUUCCCUAGGCACGGUAAACAGAACUUCAGCCUUUCGCUGCCGGCGAUCGAGAAGGAUCGAGGCACAAGCUCUGGAGAGGUUACUCUCUCGGUGAUAGGCACGAUUCUCAAUCUGAACUUCUUCGAUUUGGAGCACAUGGUCAAGUCCUCCCAUGGCAACGGAGAGGAGAACCUGCUGUUCCUGCAAACCACUAUGGCCGUGUACGAUUAUUUGGAAAAGACGAACCGCUUACCACCGGCCAGCAAGGAAAAACUUCUCACCUACAUGGAGGUGGCCUAUCAACAAAUGCUAAGCCAUCGUUUAGAGGAUGGGUCGUACAGCACUUUCAAAAGAAUUCACAAGUGUGGCGAUGUCUGGUUUACGGCCAGUGCGCUGGUAGCGCUUCAGAAGCUAGCCAAGUACAUCCCCGUAGAAGACUCGCUGCUUACCGAUAGUUUGGACUGGCUUGUGCUUAACAGCGCAGAAGACGGCGGCUACAACGAAAGCUGUACGAUCGUUCAUCCACACAUUCAGCGUACGGGUGGAAGGGAACUCUCGCUGGCAAGUAGCGUUUUGUUCGCUUUCGUUGGAGGUGGCUCGAGCAAACAGUAUGAGCAGCUUACGAAGAAAACUGUAUCGCUUCUACUGAGCUCCCCUAUCGAGGAUGUGUACUUACUGGCGAAAACGACCUACCUGCUGUCCCUUAUGGGACAUCCGGAGAGUGUGGGAAUGCUUGUCACACUGAACACGAUGGCGGUAACGGAUGGAAAGUAUCGCUUUUGGAGAGUUGCCCGACGCGAAUCAACCUCUUUGGUCGAUAUGAGGGAUCAGGAAGCAACGGCAUAUGCUCUGCUAGCGAACCUGAAGCAGAACACGAUCGAUCAGGUCGAAAUGGUACGUGUUGCGCAAUGGCUUCAGAAGCACAGCUUCGCCGGCGAUCGGUGUACACCGUCUCUAGAGAGAGUGAUCGCUUUGGAAGCUCUCGCCACAGUGGCUCAUCUAAUCCCUAGCAUCGUGCCCAGCAUGUACAUUGCGGUGGGUAAUGUAAGGUUUGAAGUAAACGCAACGAACAAGGAACUGCUGCAAACUGUUACCCUUCCGAAGGGCACUAGAUCCGUUAGCGUUUCGGUGCGAGGAAGUGGUUUAGUUUUGAUAAAGCUCUCCUACCGAUACAGUCUGGCCAAUGCUACUACCACUGGAAAGACUGCGUCAAAUCGUGUCCCAAACAAAGGACCGAUCGGUGUGAACAUUAAGAAGAAAGCGGUCAAGAAUAGUAUGCUGGCUCUGCACAUGUGCUUUUCGUUGAUUCAACCGCUCUAUGUGUACGAGUCGGAUCUUUGGAAAGCGGCUAUCGAUCUACCAACGGGCUAUGAAAUUGAUGAGCAGCAGCAGCGUUAUGAUAACACUACCAAGAGCGCGAUUCUGCUAGAGAAUAAUUCUCAUCUGGAGCUCGUCUGGGAUGUACGCCAUGUGACGGAGGUUUGCUAUGCAGUUACUGCCAUCUCCCGCUUGCUGCCGGUGGACCUUAUGCCAGGACUGAUUUAUCUUUCCUCGUUCGAUACGAAAGAUAUCGUAGCUGUCUAUCAAUUUUAACUAGGAUUAAUCGCCUGAGGUACAACUGAGGUGAUUACCUUUCUACCGGAGACCUUUCGGUGUUGUAGUGCCAAGGAAGAAGAAAAACUACAAUACUCACUUAUAAAAUAAAGUCCUCCUAUGUUGCAUUUCA
This is a messenger RNA of Anopheles stephensi (Asian malaria mosquito), 4237 nucleotides long. RefSeq names its product alpha-1-macroglobulin-like. The record is from RefSeq and is a predicted model, not a curated record. Gene Ontology annotation, molecular function: endopeptidase inhibitor activity. Lineage: Eukaryota; Metazoa; Arthropoda; Insecta; Diptera; Culicidae. The transcript is spliced from 12 exons. The coding region runs from base 88 to 4104 and encodes 1338 amino acids.